Messenger RNA from Phymastichus coffea, 3923 nucleotides. RefSeq names its product RNA polymerase-associated protein RTF1 homolog (gene Rtf1). Gene Ontology annotation, molecular function: DNA binding; RNA polymerase II C-terminal domain phosphoserine binding. Lineage: Eukaryota; Metazoa; Arthropoda; Insecta; Hymenoptera; Eulophidae. The record is from RefSeq and is a predicted model, not a curated record. The coding region runs from base 258 to 2327 and encodes 689 amino acids. Gene Ontology annotation, cellular component: Cdc73/Paf1 complex. The transcript is spliced from 7 exons.
CGACGUUCAUAAGAGAGCAGCACACUACUGCAGUAGCAGUAGUAUAGUAGCAGUCAUGGCUAUUGGACUUAGAUCAGUGAAAAGUGAAUGGCAGUGAAGCAGCCUGACGGAUAUUCUAAUUCAAAAUAGUAAAAUACUUUGUGGUUUUAAACAAGCUUUGAUGAUAGUUUCGGAGUUCUUGUAGUAAUUCGCUUGUAUUAAUAUUUCAAGCUAACAGACAAAUCAAUUCCUUUAUCUUGUGGGGUGAUCCGGCAAAUAUGCCUAAGAGAAAAAGCCAAGCCCUCAUCGAUUCCGACAGUAGCAAGAGUUCAGAAGAGAGCGGCUCUGAUUUGGAAAAUGACUUACUGUCCUUAGCUAAAAAGAAAAAAGGAAAGCCUAAUAACGAUGACUCGGAAUCUGAAGAUAGUAGUCAAACUAAAAAAGACAAAGUCUUUGACUCUGAAACAUCUGACUCUGAUGAUGAUUGGAAUGCCAAAAGUGGGAAAUCAAAGAAAAAGAAGUCAUCGGGAAAAAGAAAUAAAAUGAAGAUGUCAAAGUCCAGUAGUGGAGAAAGUGAUGAUGAAAGUGAAAAAGAGGAACCUGCAAAGGUUUCAGAACCAGAAGAAGGUGAAGUAUCAGAUUCCGAUGAUAGUGAUUCAGAUUCAAGUCAGGAAGAAUUUAAUGAUGGAUAUGAUGAAAAUCUUAUGGGCGAUGCUGAAGAUCAAGCUAGGCUGGCUCAAAUGACUGAAAAAGAAAGAGAACAAGAAAUUUUCAAACGUAUAGAACAGCGAGAUAUUAUGAGAACAAGGUUUGAAAUUGAAAAGAAACUUAGAAUGGCACGGAAGCAAGAAAUGAAGAAACAAAAAGAGUUCAAAAAGAAAGAAAAAGGAGAUGAGAAAAAGAUUGAUAGAGCUCCAGAUCUUAAAGAAAGAAGUAAAGAUCGUAAAAAGACAAUUGAAGAAAAACAAGAUAAAAAAUCUAGUGCCAUGGCUUUACUGAAGGCUAGACGUGAAGAAAAACGAGAAAGAGAGGAAAAAGAAAAGCAGAAAAUGGAAGAACAAAAACAACAAUCAAAGGAUGAGGAAGAAGAACUUGAAGGAGAUCAUAAAGGUGGCUCUAAAACAAAAUUGAAAGCUUCCGAUAUUUAUUCGGAUGAUAGUGGUUCUUCAGAUAGUGAUGAAGAUGAAGAGCCUAACAAGUCAGUAUCAAGACAAAGAUCUUCGUCUAGUUCUUCCAGAGACUCUGACUCUGACACAGAUAAAAAAUCUACCGUAAGUAAGUCUAAGAAAGUAAUUUAUGUUAAUACAAAAGAAGAAUUAAACAAAAUACGAUUAUCACGUCACAAAAUGGAACGUUUCGUACAUCUUCCGUUCUUUGAAAGAAUUGCCCAAGGAUGUUUUGUAAGAAUAGGUAUUGGAAAUAAUAAUGGUAGACCAGUGUACAGAGUAGCAGAAAUAAGUGGCGUAUGUGAGACUGGUAAAAUCUAUCAGUUAGGUAGUACGAGAACAAAUAAAGGCCUUAAAUUACGCCAUGGAGCUCAGGAACGAGUAUUCAGACUAGAAUUCGUUUCAAAUCAAGAAUUUACUGAAUCAGAAUUUUUCAAAUGGAAAGAAACUUGCUCUUUGCAAGGAAUAUCUAUGCCUACCUCAGAUGAAGUUGAUCAAAAACUAAAAGACAUCAAGGAAGCAAUGGUGUACGAAUUCAAAGAAGAAGAUAUCGAAAAAAUUGUAAGGGAAAAAGUGCGAUUUAAAGGAACACCGUACAAUUAUGCGAUGAAAAAAGCUCAGUUAAUGCGUGAAAGGGAUGCUGCUAAUUGUAGAGGAGAUGACGAAACGGCUAGUCGAUUGAAUGUAGAAAUUAGCGAACUCGAAGAACGAGCUUCUGAUCUGGAUAAAAAACGCUCUGCCACUAUCUCAAGUAUAUCAUAUAUUAAUGAUAGAAAUCGAAAAAAAAAUGUAGAAGAGGCAGAGAAAGCAAUUUUGGAAGAAAUAAAAGCUAACAAAGGCAAAGUAACUGAUGAUCCUUUUACUCGACGUAGUACAAGACCGAAAAUGUUUUCCCAAAAAGAGGAAGACACUUCAAAAGAUGAACCUGCCAAGACUACUCUACCCACGGAAACCAUCUUAACACCAUCCAUUAAAAAAGAAGAAUCUCCUCCUGACUCUAAGAAGAAGCAGACAACAGACCUAUUUAAUGCUCAUAAUUUUGAUAUUAUGAUUGAUCUAGAAGUUCCCAUAACAAAUAACACAGUAAAUGUACUUCCUAAACCAAUUACCAGUAUAAAAGAUUCAGGACCACGAAGGUCUUUAAAUUUGGAGGACUACAAGAAAAAACGGGGUUUAAUAUAAUGAUUAUGAAGUACUAGAAAUAAAAUGAAAUGUGGCUCAAUGGAUUAUAGUUACAUAAAUUAAGGACUAUUUGUUACGUUAAGUAUAAAAACGUGAUUGAAAUAAAUACGAUGGCAUGAUUAUGCCACGACUUAACACCUCAACAAAUCUAUGAGGUUCUUGUAUUUUGCUUUUGCAAUAUAAUAUUUCUAUCCAACUUAAUCCAAGGCACAUAAUUGGUACAAUUACAUCAGGUAAAAAUUUCAUGAAAAAGUGUACAGUUCGCGUUACAAAUCGUUACUGAGAAUCUGUAAUAACAUUUAUUUUAUUAUGCAUGAAAAAAAAUCGUUUUUUUUUAAAUGUAAUUUUUAUUUGAAAUAUUAGACAUAACAACUGUAUAACACUUGCGAAUAAUUUUUGUGAAUGACACCGUUGGAUAAUUUAGAAACAUAUGUUAAAUUUAAUGAUAUGAUUGUCAUGUUUUGUGAAUAUUUGAAGCUAAAAUAAAUUAUUUAUAUUAUAUAACCUGAAGUUUAUAACUUCAAAAUGCAGGCGCACCUUAUUUUAGAUCCGAUGAUAAUGUAUCAUUAAUACUUUCUUGUACAAUUUUUUUAACAUUAGUUUGACAUUAUGAUUUUACGCUCGCUUUGUCAAAAGUUUACGUUUUUUUAAGAUUAAUAAAAAUAAAAUAUUGUUAAUUUAAAUUCCGUAAAGUAAUAAAAAAACUCACAUAUGACACCAAAAGAGAUUAAGUUUAUAUAUAACAGAUUUUAUAAUUCCUCUAAGCAUCAGUGAAGCCUAUGGUUUCAAAAUAUGAUGUUUUAUAAGAAAUUGAAGUGACUAUUAGAAUAAAAAUAUAUAUAGUACUAAUGAUAGUUUGAAUGCAAAUAUGCCAGACAAACUUUCUUUUAUAAUAUAACUGCGAGAUUUUAGAGUAUGAUUGUUUUGCCAAUUUGACAAAUUUCCAAAAAUUUUAUCUCGUUAUAAACCUGCAUUUUGAAAGCUCUAUUUCUGAAUUAUUACAAUUUUUAAAUAUGUAAAAUGAAAUUAAUUUUAGUCUAUCAAUUAACUAGGUAAUUCUGAGUGACAUUGUAAAAGAAUGGAGUUAAUUUCGAAAAAAUUUCUAUUUAAACAAUUUCAGAUGGUGAUAAUAAGAAACAUCACAAUUUUAGAAUAAUGUAGUUACAAAUUUUUGAAAUCAACUCUGUUUUUACUCAAAUUACUAACAUUGAAACAAGUUAUCAUUAUCUAUUCUUAAGGGAAAGCACGUUAUCUCUUGUCAAAUAGUUUGUAAUGAUUUGAUGACAUUCUUUACGUAGUAUUUUGUAAUAAGUUACGUAAUUAAAAUACGGAAUUGUUAGAAUGGAAUGUGAAGUUUCGGACUGAUCAUUGUAAAUUAGAUAAAUUAGUUUUAUAGAACUAGGUUUUUUUUCUGAAGAAACAUUGCUAUAAUACUACAAUGUACAUAAAAUGUAUAUUUCGUACAUAUUUACGAUUGUAAAUAACGAUAUCAUGUUCAAAAUACAAUGCUGAAUGUAAGUAACCUGUGAAAUUUCAUUAUUCAUCCAUAAAGUAGAAUGUAAAGCAGCUCAUUGUAUGACAUCUUUUUAGCAUACA